Messenger RNA from Emericellopsis cladophorae, 1779 nucleotides. Its product is annotated as GPI transamidase component-like protein. Gene Ontology annotation, cellular component: membrane; GPI-anchor transamidase complex. The coding region runs from base 1 to 1779 and encodes 592 amino acids. Lineage: Eukaryota; Fungi; Ascomycota; Sordariomycetes; Hypocreales; Bionectriaceae. The transcript has 5 exons. Gene Ontology annotation, biological process: attachment of GPI anchor to protein. The record is from RefSeq and is a predicted model, not a curated record.
AUGUCGAGAUUACUCGCUCUGUCCCUUCGUCGCGACCCGCGUGUCCAGAAGCUGCCACCGUACCUGUCGUUCCUCUGCGUGCUCGUAGGGCUGGUCUGGCUUCUCCUUCUCCCGCUCGACGACUAUGCGAGGAAAACAUACAUCUCGGAAAAUGCCCUCCUUCCGGGUCAGGUGCAUACGUAUUUCAGCGGCAGCGAGAGUCACGUCCUGCGCGCCUACCGAAGCGAACUCGAAGUCCUUGCGAGCGAAGAGGACCAGACACGCGUAAACGACAAAAUCGAGGAGAUCCUCAAGGGUCUAGGGGUCAAAGUGGGACGACAAAGCUAUACGUACAAUGCGGCUGGCCGUGCUCACAACGGAGAGAACGUCUAUGGCAUACUGCAAGCUCCCCGUGGCGAUGCCACAGAGGCGAUAGUACUGGUCGCUGCCAUACGAGGUCUCAAUGGCCAGGUGAACCGUAACGGCGUUGCUCUGGCGCUGACUCUGGCGCGCUACUUCAAGCGCUGGUCAUUAUGGUCCAAGGAUAUCAUAAUAGUGUUUCCCCCGGACAGCGAGACUGGCACCCAGGCUUGGGUCGAUGCAUACCACGAUGCUCACGAUCCUCGAAACGUGGCCCCCUUGCCUCUGAAGUCCGGCGCCCUACAAGGCGCGCUUGCGCUCGAUUACCCCGGGGUGGACCGAUUCUCGGCCUUGCAGAUUAUAUAUGACGGCGUCAAUGGACAGCUGCCAAACCUAGACCUUGUCAACUCGGUUGGCAACAUCGCAAGCGGGCAAAUGGGCAUCACGGGCUUCAUACAGGGCAUGCGGCACCACAAGGGCACCUACAAGCAUCGGUUGACUACCAUUUUCCGCGGUAUGGUCAAGCAGAGUCUUGGGAACUCCUGGGGUCCCCACAGCAGCUUCAUGCCUUAUCACGUCGAUGCGGUUACGCUGCAACCAUACGGCAAAGGCUUCCAUGACGAGAUGGCCAUGGGCCGUGUGAUAGAAGGCUCCUUUCGCAGUCUCAACAAUCUGCUCGAGCACCUGCACCAGAGCUUCUUCUUCUACUUGCUUAUGCAGAGAGACCGCUUUGUCAGCAUCGGAACUUACCUGCCCAGCGCCAUGCUACUAGCUGCCAACUUUAGUAUCAUGGCUAUCUAUCUCUGGGUACAGAGUGGACAAGUUGAUGCGGACGCCAAGAAAAAUGCCAAAAAGCAGACCAAAGCUCCAGCGACUGAGGUAGCGGCAGUUACUGUCGAGAGGAGUCUCGUGCUUCCCGUCGCUAUUGUGGCCAUCUGCCAUGCCUUAUCAGCUGUGCCACUAUACGUACUGAACAACACAACAGCCCCGCUUCUUCCUACGGCUUUCGCUGCGCUCGCUGCCAUAUCAACGGCUGCGCCCUUUGUGCUCAGCUAUGCGGUCCUCCCCGUCUACAAGCCCACGCAGCAGCAGAUUCUGCUCAUGAAGUCGCUCUCCCUCCUGGUUCUCGGCAUGGCUCUCUCUACUCUAGCCACGCUGAACUUUUCGCUGGCAUUUGUCAUUGGCGUCCUCACGGCACCCAUGUCGUUUGUUGGACUGAGCAAGAAUGAGUCUCUGCGCUGGGCAUCAGCAACAUUGUUAACGUUGCUGGCACCUGCCACUGUCAUCUACAGCGCAGUGGCGGGAGCAGGACUUGACAUGGGCCAUCUUCUUGAACAGGCUAGCUUUGGGUGGACAGUUUGGGGGAUGUACACACCUAUCGUCGUGUGGACGAUCUGGUGGCCAGCGUGGACCAUCAGCAUGGUCAGUGUUUUGUGCUGA